UUGUUACAUCAUAAAUGAAUUAUGCAAAGAAGUGAAAGUGAUUUUGAUGAACGGUCAAAGGGUCACAGUUCAACUCCAAUUUGAACUGAAACCUUGAAACUUUCUCCGAUGGCCGGAAACUGCUUACCGGCGGUGAAGCUCACCGGAAGUGGCCGGCCGGUACUAUUACCGAACGAGAUCGAGUGCUUCUUCCUCUCCGGCGUCGACCUUCUCUGCGAAGACGAACCCAACUCCUGGUUCCCUCACCUCAAAUCCGGCCUCCUCAUCCUCACCACCCACCGCCUCCUCUGGCUCCCCGAACCCGCCGACGGCGGCACUUCCUCCGCUGUCCACCUCGCCGCGAUCUCCCACAUCUUCCCUCACAAGAAGUCCCUCAAGUCCGUCUUCGCCUCGCCUAGGGUCCGUUUCCAGGUUUCGCCGUCGCCGGAGGGCGGAGUUGCUGCAUCGGGGUCGAGGUCUGUGGUGGCCACUAUUGUGGUGAGGGGGAAGGGGGAAUUCGACGCGUUUGUGGCUAAGUUUUGGGAGAAUUGGCGCGCCAGGGCGUGGGAGGAGGCGGAGAGUGGUCAGAGUUCGGGGGCGAAUGUGGCGGCGACGGCGGCAACGUCAUCGUCGUCGGGUGGGAUUUAUGGGAGGGACGGGACGGUGAGGAUGGUGGGAGUGUCGGGGAUAUUGAGGAAGGAGCAGGAAAUGUGGGAGAGUACUGAUAAGAGCUUGCAGGAUGCUUUUCAGGAUUUGAAUGCUCUCAUGAGCAAGGCUAAAGAAAUGGUGAUGCUAGCAGAGAAAAUGAGGCAAAAACUUUUGUCUGGCUCAAAUUCUCAAACCAAUGCAACUAAUGAGGAGGAGAUGGGUACAAAGGAAGAGAUGCAAGAUUGGUUAUUGAGCGUUGGUAUAAUAUCCCCUGUUACCAAAGAGUCUGCGGGUGCUAUGUAUCAUCAGCAGUUAUCUCGUCAGUUGGCAGAUUUUGUUAAAGUUCCACUUGAGAGAGCUGGAGGAAUUAUCAAUCUUAUUGAUAUUUAUUGUCUCUUCAAUCGUGCUCGUGGCACAGAAUUGAUCUCACCUGAUGAUUUGUUGCAAGCAUGCUCUUUGUGGGAAAAGUUUGAUGUCCCAGUCGUUCUACGGAAGUUUGAUAGAGGAGUCAUGGUAAUACAGACUAAGUCCCACAGUGAUGAGGAGGUUUUCGCUAAAAUCAAGGUGCUUGUUAUGAAGCCUGAUGCUCUCCGAGCUGGAAUAAGUGCUAGUGACGCUGCAAUGACACUGGCAGUUGCCCCAGCAAUGGCAAAGGAACAUCUCUUGUCUGCUGAGAGCAAGGGUAUACUGUGCAGAGAUAUAAGCCCUGAUGGAUUUCGCUUUUAUAUUAAUUUGUUCCCUGAAAUCGAUCGAGAUGAUAUGCAUGUAGUGAAAGAUCAAGGGAUUUAUGCCUCCUGGGUAAGUGCAAACCAUGCUCAUGGUUAGAGUUGCAAGCUUGUGCAAUUCAAUACAGGGUAUUGACAAAUUUUGAGUGUUAAUAACUGGCCUGGCUUGAGCUAGUUCAUGUGCCUGUUAGUCUGUUGCCCCUUUUAAUAAUUGUAUAUAAGGGAGGGGCAUAUUUGUUGAGUAUAAGAUAGGAGGAGUUAAUUUUGAUCAUAUAACCUUCCAUGGAUAGUCAAGUUGAUUUUUAUUUGAUCAAAUUUGCCAGAUUUUGAUUGUUAAGAACUGGCCCCUCUUGAGCUAGUUCACGUCUGUUUUGCUCCUUCUAAUCAUUAUAUACAAGGGGCAUAUUUGUUUUGAUCAUUUAUUUAUGUUUUAUAGUUAAGGUCAAUUCCUCUCAUGAAAA
Messenger RNA from Lotus japonicus, 1813 nucleotides. Its product is annotated as vacuolar protein sorting-associated protein 36. The transcript has 8 exons. The record is from RefSeq and is a predicted model, not a curated record. Gene Ontology annotation, cellular component: ESCRT II complex; late endosome membrane. Bases 109 to 1452 code for a protein of 447 amino acids. Lineage: Eukaryota; Viridiplantae; Streptophyta; Magnoliopsida; Fabales; Fabaceae. Gene Ontology annotation, molecular function: ubiquitin binding; phosphatidylinositol-3-phosphate binding. Gene Ontology annotation, biological process: protein transport to vacuole involved in ubiquitin-dependent protein catabolic process via the multivesicular body sorting pathway.